Messenger RNA from Drosophila suzukii, 805 nucleotides. RefSeq lists its product as uncharacterized. The record is from RefSeq and is a predicted model, not a curated record. NCBI's taxonomy places the organism in Eukaryota, Metazoa, Arthropoda, Insecta, Diptera, Drosophilidae.
ACUCGGAUCGAUCAUGAAUAAAUGUCGCGCAGAAUUACGAGAAGGAAAACCCUGCCCUGGGCAGCCGGUAAUUGUGAAUUCAACUUACACUCGGGGAAUUCUUCCGACAGAACGCGUGGAACGGAAUGCCGCCGCCUGCCGUAUGAAGAGAUUCGAUCGACUUGAUCGCCAGAAAUUUGAAUAAAAGCUCGCCAAGAUCGGGCGAACAGGUGCGGCAUGCCAAUGAGCUCUGGAUACUGGACACUAGAGCAUCGCCCACCAUAAAUAGAUGCCUUCUUUACUGGGCCGCCACACUCACAAUGGAUCUGCUCAAGAGGAACCUGCUGCUCCUGGUCGUUGGAUCUUGCCUAUGUGCCGGCGUUCGGGGCACACUGCUCAUCCAGAAAACCAAGCCAGCUCUUCCGGAUCCCAGUCAACUGCUCGCUAAAUUGCCACCCAAGCCGGACUUUCUAAAGGAUCCUAGCCAAUUACUGGACAAAAUCAUGAAAGCGAAGCCAUCUCUUCCUGAUCCCAGUCAGCUACUCGCCAAAUUGCCACCAAAGCCGGAAUUCUUAAAGGAUCCCAGCCAGCUGCUCUCCAAAUUCGUCAAACCAAAACCCGUUUUUGUGAAACCCGUGAUUGUCAAGCCCGUGGUGGUGGUUAAACCCGUGGUUGUCGGCGGAGGAGGAGGAGGAGGCGGGGGUCAUGGUCAUGGACACCACGGACACCAUGGACAUCAUGGCAAGAAUAAGCUUACAUUUUAGAGAACUCUAUGAGAAAGUAUGAUUAAAAGGGAUAUAAUAAUGUAAGAGGGAGAUACUAAUAA